Molecule: messenger RNA, 3759 nt
Organism: Monosiga brevicollis MX1
Lineage: Eukaryota; Choanoflagellata; Craspedida; Salpingoecidae
Exons: 22
Coding region: 1-3759 (1252 amino acids)
Biological process (GO): glutathione metabolic process
Cellular component (GO): cytosol
Molecular function (GO): 5-oxoprolinase (ATP-hydrolyzing) activity
Source: RefSeq, a predicted model, not a curated record
AUGUUUCGAUUUGCCAUUGAUCGGGGUGGUACGUUCACGGACGUGUAUGCCGAGCUGCCAGAUGGCUCCGCAACCGUCCUCAAGCUCCUCUCAGUGGACCCGGCCUAUCCGGAUGCACCGCGCGAGGGCAUUCGUCGCGUCAUGUCCAAGUUUUUGGGUCAUGAACUGGAUGCGGCUCAGCCUAUCCCCACCCAACAGAUCGAGUCCAUCCGCAUGGGCACCACCGUCGCCACCAACGCGCUUUUGGAGCGCAAGGGUGAACGCAUGGCUCUGGCUAUCACGGCUGGCUUCCGGGACCUCUUGCACAUUGGCAAUCAGGCGCGCCCCAAACUUUUUGACCUUGAUAUUAGCAUGCCCGAAGUGCUCUAUGAACAGGCUCGUUCAGGCUCCCCCUCUGUGGUUGAAGUGGAUGAACGUAUUCUCCUGAGUGAAGAUGGUCCCUUGCAAGGUGCCACGGGGGAGCGCCUGGAGAUUCGGCAAGCACUGGAUGAAGCUGUUCUGCGUCAACAGCUGCAAAAGAUCCUUGAUGCCGGCAUUCGCUGCCUCGCUGUUGUUCUCAUGCACUCGUAUCUUCACGUUGAGCACGAGCAACGCGUCGGCCAGAUUGCUCGCGACAUGGGCUUUACACACGUUUCCCUCAGCUCUGAUGUCAUGCAGAUGGCCAAGAUCGUGCCCCGCGGCUUCACAGCUUGUGCCGACGCCUACCUCACGCCUGCCAUCCACCAAUACCUGCGUUCCUUUGCCGGCGGCUUUGAGGGAGACCUUGCGGGGGUUCGCGUCCUUUUCAUGCAGUCCGAUGGCGGUUUGACUCCAAUGGAUCGCUUUGUCGGCUCUCGCGCCAUUGUGAGCGGCCCUGCUGCAGGCGUGGUCGGCUACGCUCUGGCCGCGUUUGACGGUACCACACCCGUCGUCGGCUUUGACAUGGGUGGCACUUCAACUGAUGUGUCUCGCUUCGGUGGUUCGUUCGAACAUGUUUUCGAGACAACCAUUGCUGGUACCACCAUUCAAGUGCCCCAGCUCGAUAUCAAUACCGUCGCCGCUGGCGGCGGUUCACGUCUGUUUUUCCGUGCCGGCAUGUUUGUGGUUGGGCCCGAGAGUGCGGGUGCCCAUCCCGGCCCCACCUGCUACCGCAAGGGUGGACCGCUGACAGUGACCGACGCCAAUCUCCUCUUGGGUCGCAUCCGUCCUGCCGAUUUCCCAAACAUUUUUGGCGAGAACAAUGAUGAGCCGCUCGACGAAGCAGCGACACGUGCGGCCUUUGAUGCACUGACCAAUGAGAUCAAUGCUUAUAUGCAAGCCAAGGCCCAAGAGACUGGCCAGCCGCUCAAGACCCUUACCCCACAAGAAGUGGCCUUGGGCUUUGUCGAUGUGGCCAACGAAGCCAUGUGUCGCCCAAUCAGGUCACUCACCCAAGCACGCGGCUUCAAUAUUUCGACCCACACCCUGGCUUGUUUUGGCGGAGCUGGUGGGCAGCAUGCUUGCGCCAUCGCCCAAUCCUUGGGCAUGGCUCGCAUCCACAUUUCCAAAUACUCGGGUAUCCUGUCCGCGCAUGGUUUGGCUGCAGCCGAUGUGGUGCGUGAGGAGCAGGAGCCGUGUGCCAGUGUGUACUCUGAGAAAACCGCUUCCACAUUGUUCCAGCACAUCCAGCAGCUGGCCACAAAGGCACGCGAUGCCCUUGUUGCCGAAGGGUUUUCCGAAGACAAAAUCAUCAUCGAGCCCUUUUUGAACAUGCGCUACCGGGGCACUGACUGUGCGCAAAUGACCACCAUCGGUUCAGCAACCCGCGUCUCCUUCACCCAGCUGGCCAGUUUGGAUCCUCAAGCCUUCUUGCCCACCUUCUUGGAGCAGUACAAGCGUGAAUUUGGAUUUACCAUUCCCGGACGUGACAUUCUCGUGGAUGAUGUUCGCGUGCGUGCCACGGGCGUGACCCGCCAUGUGGCCAGCCAUGUGCCAAAGGAGACCGGUCCUGCCAUUCAACCUUCGGCAACGCAUACAAUCUAUUUUCGGGACGGCAAGCCCACGGAGACGCCCGUCUAUCGUUUCAGCGAUUUGAGCCUAUCAGACCGAGUUCAGGGACCUGCCUUGAUGACGGCCGCCACCAGUACCAUUCUCAUUGAGCCCAACUGCCAAGCUCAACUGACCAAGCAAGGCGACCUCGAGGUCAUUGUCGGCGAGGGCACUUCGCGGCGGAUUACGACCGAUCUCGAUUUGAUUCAUCUUUCAUUGUUUCAGCACCGCUUCAUGACCAUCGCCGAGCAGAUGGGUCGGGCCUUGCAGCGCACAUCCAUUUCCACCAAUAUCAAGGAACGCUUGGACUUCAGCUGUGCUUUGUUCUCGCCGGAUGGCGGGCUUACGUCUAAUGCACCUCAUAUCCCCGUGCAUCUGGGAGCCAUGCAAGAGGCUGUGCGCUAUCAGAUUGGCAUCGUGGACAAUGACCUGCAAGCCGGCGAUGUCUUGGUCAGCAACCAUCCAGCAGCUGGAGGCAGUCAUCUGCCUGACAUUACCGUCGUUACACCCUUCUUUCGAGCAGGCCAUGCCAAGCCCGUGUUCUGGGUGGCCUCUCGUGGACACCACGCCGACAUUGGUGGCAUCACUCCCGGUUCCAUGCCACCCCACUCCAAGUCGCUGCUGGAGGAAGGUGCCGCCAUCAAAUCUUUCAAGUUGGUGCGAGGCGGUCAAUUUCAAGAAGAGGGCAUUACCGAGCUUCUGAUGGAGCCCAAAAAGUACCCAAACAGCAGUGGCACUCGUAACUUGAGCGACAAUCUAUCGGACCUCAAGGCUCAGGUGGCCGCCAACCAGCGUGGCAUUGAGCUCCUGAAUCACCUCAUGGAUGAGAUGGGCGAGGACGUGGUCAUUGCUUACAUGAAGCACAUUCAGGAAAACGCCGAGGUGGCUGUACGCGACAUGCUCAAGGCCAAGGCUCAAGCUGCCCGCGAGGCACGCGGGACCACGCGUCUGCACUGCCGUGACUUUCUGGACGACGGGUCGCCCAUCGAGCUCACGGUGGAUAUUGACGAAGCCACAGGAUCGGCCACGUUUGAUUUCACGGGCACGGGGCCCCAGGUUUUGGGCAAUCUGAACACGCCCCGUGCCGUGGCGUAUUCGGCAGUUAUUUACUGCUUGCGCUGCAUGAUUGGCCACGAUGUCCCUCUCAACCAGGGCUGCUUGGUGCCCGUGACCAUUAAUAUUCCUCGUGGCUCCCUGAUCUGGCCGAGCGAUGAUGCAGCUGUGGUGGGCGGCAACGUGCUGACAUCGCAGCGUUUGUGCGAUGUUAUUUUAAAAGCCUUUGGUGCUUGCGCCGACUCGCAAGGGUGCAUGAAUAACGUGACUUUUGGCAAUGAGCGCGUCGGCUAUUACGAAACGAUUGCUGGUGGGUCGGGCGCCGGCCCCGGCUUUGAUGGCCGUUCGGGCGUUCACACACACAUGACCAAUACUCGCAUCACGGACCCAGAGGUGGUGGAGCGCCGUUAUCCUGUGGUGGUGGAGCGCUUCCACCUUCGCGAAAACUCAGGGGGCCAGGGUCUUUAUCGCGGUGGUAAUGGCGUCGUGCGUGAGCUGCGCUUUCGGGAGCCAAUGGUUGUAUCUGUGCUGACGGAGCGACGUUCCUUGCAACCCAACGGUUUGGCGGGUGGCGGGCCUGGAGCGCGUGGUCUGAACAUCCUGCGUCGUGCCGACGGCCAGGAGAUUAAUCUUGGCGGCAAGGCCAGCGUGUCUGUUGCCGCGGGUGAUGUCCUACGUUUGCUGACACCAGGUACAUGA